UGAAGGCAGCGUCUCUUUACAGCAGCCAGACAAGAAAAGGCGGAGGGACUGUGUUGGAUUUUAUCGCAGGAAACACGCUACCAAAUUCCCCACAGAAUUGCUCCAACGAGUGUCCAUGUAGUCAGCUGUUACAUGAACUCCUGGGCAGUUGGGGGGAUGUGGGAUUCCUAUCUGUGACCCAGAGGCUCAUGCUGACCAAUGAUGGGAAAGUUUUACCUGCUGCAAUGUCCAUCGGCUCCACUGAGAUGACCCCAGGAGAAGUGAAAUGUGGAUGACAGUGUGAGCCAGGGGAAUUUAACGUUUGGGCCAAGAUAUCCUCACAGUGAGCCAAAAAGAAACCUGUUCUAGUUUACGCAAAAAACAUACACUCACACACACUCACUCCCAAUUGGCCGUCGCAAUGCUGAUGCCAGGACCAAUGUGGGCGUGCCUGGCUCUGAUAUGGGUGGGAAGCUGCAGUGCCCACAGCCUGUUUACCUGUGAGCCCAUCAAAGUGCAUCGGUGCUUGGGGAUGCCCUACAACAUGACCUUCUUCCCCAACAUGAUGGAGCACUAUGACCAGGAUAUUGCAGCCAGCAAUAUGGAGCCAUUCAUGCCCCUGGCAAACCUGCGCUGCUCUCCCGACGUCCACCACUUCUUGUGCCAAGCCUUUAUCCCAGCAUGCACAGAGGAGAACAAGGUGAUCCGUCCAUGCAGAGAGCAGUGCAAGGCUGUUCUGUCCGACUGCGAGGAGAAUAUCCGAAUCUUUGGUGUCACCUGGCCUCCUGAGCUACAGUGUGACAAAUUGGACCCAUGUGGCUCUCCUGAUGGUUUAGUACUCCCUGCAACCACCCCAAUGAGCUCCUCAUCAGCUAAGAGAGACCUUGGCUUCUGGUGCCCACUGCAGCUGAAGACCAAGCCGGGCCAUGGAUCAUUGUUCCUGGGCGCCCAGGACUGUGCGCCGCCUUGCUCCAACAUGUACUUCAAACCCCACGAUAUUGAAUUUGCCAAGAGCUUCAUCGGCGUGUGCUCCAUCAUCUGUUUGGGCGCCACACUCUUCACCUUCCUCACUUUCCUCAUCGACGUCAAACGUUUCCGCUACCCAGAGCGCCCCAUAAUCUUCUACGCCGUCUGCUACAGCUUUGUCUCGCUCAUAUACUUCAUUGGUUUCCUGCUGGGGAACAAUGCAGCCUGUACCAAAGCGGCUCAUCCUGCCGGUGUGGAUACAGUAGUGCUGGGCUCUCAGAGCAAAGGCUGCACUCUGCUUUUUAUGCUGCUCUACUUCUUCUCCAUUGCUGGUAUCGUCUGGUGGGUCAUACUCACAAUCACCUGGUUCCUGGCAGCUGGACCCAAGUGGAGCUGUGAGGCCAUAGAGAAGAAAGCGGUGUGGUUCCACUCUGCUGCCUGGGGGAUCCCCGGGGCACUAACUGUCAUGCUGCUGGCUCUGAACAAGGUUGAAGGGGACAACAUCAGCGGAGUUUGCUUUGUGGGACUCUACGACCUGGACGCCCUGCGCUACUUUGUUCUGGCUCCUCUGUGUGUGGGCGUCAUAGUCGGCCUCUUCCUUAUCCUGGCGGGCAUUGUUUCUCUCAACCACGUCCGGCAGGUCAUCCAGCACGAUGAGCGUAACCAGGAGAAGCUGAAGAAGUUCAUGAUCCGCAUCGGCGUGUUCAGCUGCCUCUACCUGGUCCCACUGGUCACCCUGUUAGCCUGCUACACCUAUGAACAGAGUCACCGCAGCACCUGGGAGAAUACUUGGAUCAACGACCGCUGUCAAGAAUACAGCAUCCCCUGCUCCUACAAGGCAACAGAGCUUGACCGUCCUGACCUCUCCCUGUUUCUGGUGAAAUACUUAAUGACGCUGGUGGUUGGAAUAUCUGCAGUGUUCUGGGUCAGCAGCAAAAAGACCUGCUCUGAGUGGGCCUACUUCUUCAACAGGACCCGCAAGAGAGAUCCCAUCAGUGAGAGCCGCCGGGUGCUGCAGGAGUCCUGCGAGUUCUUCCUCAAGCACAACAGCCGCGUCCAGCACAAGAAGAAGCACUACAAGCCGAGCUCCCACAAACUCAAGGUCAUCUCCAAGUCUAUGGGCACGAGCACCGGCGCCGCGCCCACCAACGCCUCCACCGCCGCCACCACAACCAAUCAAGGAACCUCUGCAGUGGGCAAUCACGAGCCCCAUGUGCAAGGUUCUCUGUCUGAGGCAUCAGCCAGGGAGCACCUGGACAGGGGCACCUCCAGCCGAAGCUCCAGGAGGGGGGAGAGGGAGAGAGAGAGGGAGAGGGAGGGAGGAGAGAGACGUAGCAAAGGCGGGAACUCCAGUAAGGUCAGCAGCCGCUCAGAGAGCAUGCACAGAGUCCCAGAUGGGAGGAUGACUCCGAGGAGCGAGCUGUCGGAGGCCAGGCAGGUCCCCAGUGGACAGCAGCAUCCAGCUUUAAACCUAUCACACAGCAGCACCAUGCAGGACUCCACCCACCAGCUGGUGCACCCGGUGCCUGAGGAGAGAAAGGACACAAAGGACAGCAGCUGCUGAGACAGCUGACCCCCCCAAAUUUAUCUGUGCAUCUAUCCAUCCAUCCAUCCAUGCAUUCAUCCAUCCAUGCAUUCAUCCAUCCAUGCAUUCAUCCAUCCAUGAAACCACUCAGACAACAGUCACACUUGAUGCUGGUUCAUGUAUCUGUUUCAAAGCAUAGUGCCAUACAUCAUAUAAGCUUCAUGCAUCAGAUGAUGAUUGUAUUGGUUAUAGUGUAGUCAGUGAAUGUUCAUUGCCAGCAAUAUGUAACAUAGCUAGAGUAUUUCAAAUGUGGUGUGUUUGGACCAGAAUCUGUGGGUCUCAGUAGACAGCCUAAAGGUGUUGGAUUAUUUAGUUUGGGUGACGGCAGUGUCUUUCAGCUUUACUGAGCUUUCGGCCAUUGAGUAUAUACCUGAAUGUUGCAGCAGCACAGCUGUGUUUCACCUAUACAUCUACCAAUGGUCAUUUAAUUUUAUAGCAUGCAUUAAAAUCUUUAGGUCUACUGUUUUGUAGAUUGCUAGCUCAAUGGCAUAGAAUGCAUACUAGUAAACUAAUGCAGUAUUUAUGUAAAUAAUCUUAUUUUUUAGAAAGUCUUUCACUGGACUAGUCGCUACACUGAGAGUCUUGUUAAGAAAGGUCAUGACAUUGCCAAACAUUCAACUUAAGGAGAGUCUCCCUGGUUUUUGAAUGUCUUAUUAUUCCUGGAAAGAUGGUUUGUCUUGAGACCUCAUCUUGUAAUACACAUAAUGUGCUACUCUGUCGCUCUUUAAAAAAAAGGCAUACUCUUAAACUUGAUAUAGUUAGGCAAUGUUGGAUUUGUGAUUUUCAUUUGUUAGUUCAGUGUUCCUUUUUGUUUCUUGCGCAGAGGUGUCUUCAAAGAAGUGUCCUAUGAACGUGGAUAAAGUAUAGCUUUAUAGUUUUCUACAAGAAUGUGCCUUCCUUUGAGUAGUUCCUCAUCUUCAAAGAACUUCAAAGAAUCUGCAGAUGUUUUGCAUGUGUGAUGUCUACCUGUGUUCAUGGUGUAGGUGUAAUUUCAUAUGAUUUGGAAUCAAAAUGAGGAAACAAAUCAAACAGGCUUUGCACUAUUUGUCAUUAAAAGCACAAACCACUAAUUAUUAAGUAUGACUAGUCAUAAACACACAAAAAGAGAAUUUAUGGCUUUUUUCAGGGCUUAUUUAUGACACAUGGGUCACAGACCAUAUAUUUCCCCUUCAAGUACUUCCAGAACUACUGUGACUUAUUUGAAACUGUCAUGCUGUACUGUCUGUUUUGCUGUGUAAGGGAUUGGUUCCUCCCUUAAGUUUUUUUACCUUUUCUAUUGGAGUCACAGGACAAUUCAAAUAUCACUAAUGAAAAGGGAAUCCUGUCAGUCUGUUUCUGUUGUACAUGUACAUUCUUAUUGUGGCCUGUGGACGGGGGUCUUGCUUAUGAUGUACCUAGACUUAGUGUAGUCUUUGAAAUGCUCUAUACAACUUUUGAGAGCCCUUUCUACUGUUUUUUGUGUUUUGUUUUGUUUGUUUUUUAAAAUGUAGCCAACCUUGUCAGCUGAAUUUUGUAUCAAUCCAAUUUCAUUUUAAUAAAAUAUAAUUGCUUAAAAAA
Molecule: messenger RNA, 4087 nt
Organism: Siniperca chuatsi (mandarin fish)
Lineage: Eukaryota; Metazoa; Chordata; Actinopteri; Centrarchiformes; Sinipercidae
Product: frizzled-6-like
Exons: 8
Coding region: 401-2509 (702 amino acids)
Biological process (GO): non-canonical Wnt signaling pathway; canonical Wnt signaling pathway
Cellular component (GO): plasma membrane
Molecular function (GO): Wnt-protein binding; Wnt receptor activity
Source: RefSeq, a predicted model, not a curated record